Punica granatum (pomegranate) is the source of this 1351-nucleotide messenger RNA. The record is from RefSeq and is a predicted model, not a curated record. NCBI's taxonomy places the organism in Eukaryota, Viridiplantae, Streptophyta, Magnoliopsida, Myrtales, Lythraceae.
AUCCCCAUAUGGGUAUGGGUCUGGGGUCAGACUUGAGAGCUCCCCUCCUUUCUCUUUCACGUUCCCUUAAUCCUAUCUUCUUCCUUCCUUCCCCACAUUACCUCUCUCUCUCUAUAUAUCUGUGACUGCGACUGUGAGUGCGCGCAGGCAAGGCAGCGUAGAGAAUAAUAACAAGCAAGUACAGACCACAGAGAGUUAGUAGAGAGGGGGCAAUGGACGUGUAUGGAAUGUCGUCGUCUACCCCCGACCACGUGUUCCGCAUCGACGACCUCCUCGACCUCUCCAACGGCGACCUGUUCUCCUCCACCCUCUCCGCCGCCUCCACCUCCGACGACUCCCUCAACGCCCUCUCCACCACCGCCCUCCCUCCCCCUCCCCCUCCGCCCCUCCCUGAUCUCUCCUUCUCCUUCUCCUCCUCCUCCUCUCCCGCCGCCCCCAUUUUCCCCGACGACUUCUCUUUCACCCCCAGCGAUGACGUGGCCGAGCUAGAGUGGGUCUCGCGCUUCGUGGACGACUCCCUCUCGGACGUCGUCAUCCCGGCGAACUCCGUCGCCGGCACCCUCGCCGUCCGCCCUGACGCCACCGCAUUCUCCGGGAAGCCCCGGACCAAGCGUUCGAGGCCGGUCUGCGGCAACGGGAAGCUGACCGAGGAGAACUCCGCGGACGCCGGGGUGGAGGCGGCGGUGCGGCGGUGCACGCACUGCGCGUCGGAGAGUACGCCGCAGUGGAGGACGGGGCCGCAGGGGCCGAAGACGCUAUGCAACGCGUGCGGGGUGAGGUACAAGUCUGGGCGGCUGGUCCCAGAGUACAGGCCGGCGGCGAGCCCGACUUUCGUGCUGACCCAGCACUCCAACUCCCACCGGAAGGUGAUGGAGCUGCGGCGGCAGAAGGAGCUGUCGCGGCAGGAGCAGCACUACCGCUACCAACAGCAGCAGCAGCAUGACUUCCAGGUGUGCUGAGGAGCCGACAAGUGUCAUCACUGCGUCCAUAGAAGCUUCAACAUCUUCUUCUUCUUCUAGAGAUUACUAUAGAAAUUAAAAUCAUCAAUCAUUUCUGAGUAUUUCUCAAGAGUCUAUCUUAGAGCUAAUGCUUCGCCAUGGCAAUAGAGGAGUGAAGCAGACGACUGAACUGAAACUUUUUUGAAUUUUGGGCUGUAAAUCGUAAUUGGGUCUCUCUCUGUCCUUUUGUUUUGCUAGAUACAAAUUGUUUCUUCUUUUGACUGCCAUUAGAGUCCAAAACUCAACGCUUCUGAGAGAGAGAGAGGGGUGACUUUUCGUGAUGAGAAGGUAACACAUUGCACGUGAUGGCUACUCUGCCUAUGAGCCUGAGGGGAAUAUUCUUCCUCCCUAAA